Kwoniella botswanensis is the source of this 390-nucleotide messenger RNA. RefSeq lists its product as uncharacterized. NCBI's taxonomy places the organism in Eukaryota, Fungi, Basidiomycota, Tremellomycetes, Tremellales, Cryptococcaceae. The record is from RefSeq and is a predicted model, not a curated record. Gene Ontology annotation, cellular component: cytosol; mitochondrion. Bases 1 to 390 code for a protein of 129 amino acids. Gene Ontology annotation, molecular function: deaminase activity. The transcript has 5 exons.
AUGCCUGCCGAAUACACCCUCACCAAAGACGCUCCUGCUCCUCUUCCUGGAAUCUACUCCCAAGCUGUCCGAGCUGGAAACUAUGUCUAUACCUCUGGAUCAGUAGGUAUGACCAAGGAAGGUCAGAUGGUCGAAGGUACCGUUCAAGACAGGACCAGACAAGUUAUCCAAAACCUCGAUGCCGUCCUUAAGGGAUCAGGUAUGUCACUCAAAAACGUCGUCAAGGCCAACAUCUACCUCUCAAACCUUUCGAGAGAUUUCAACGCUGUCAACGAGGUCUGGAAGGAACUCAUGCCCGAACCCAAACCUGCUAGAACCUGUGUAGGAGUUGCUGAACUUCCUGCUGGAGGUACCGAUGUUGAAAUUGAAUUUGUUGCCUACGACGGUUAA